AUGAGCCACACUGAACAAGGAAGAACAAACUUGAAUCCUAUGCUUCCUGAAUAUAAGGAGCAUAACUUGUGCAUCAUGAGUGUAUCAAGGGAAGAACCAGACCACGAGUUCAAUCCAGAGCCAAAUUACAAGUGGAAACCAAAACUAGUACAAGGAAUUGUUCAAACAACAAUCUCUAAGGUAAAUCUUACUCUAGACCAGCAUGUUCUUAUUAACUCCAUGAUAGGAUUAAUACACUUGUCUAGUCCAAGAGUUGCUGAAUUAGGUGUAGAAACAAAAGGAGAACAAACUGUCCGAAAAGAGGAAAUACCAACAAUGGUGAUCUUAGCUUCUGAUGGGAAGCAAGUACAAGAAAAAUAUGAGAAGAUCAUUGCUCAAACAACUAUUGAAAAACAGAUAAAUCCUAGCCAUACUUAUCUUGUUCUUAAAAUUUUCUUGAUAAGAAUAAUGCACUUGUCUUGUUCAAAACAUGCUGGAAUAGGUUUAGGUACUAAAGAUAAACAGUGGACCUAUGGAGAAACAAAAAACUCAAAUUCUGACCAGAAACAAGACCAAGGAGAUUCUGGACCCUCACAACUCAACCCAACAGACCACAAGCAUUGCAAAGCAUUCACAAUUUCUUUAAUGUUCAAAGAUGAACCACCAGAUGCAUUAGUUAUGCUCAAACAAAACUACAAGCGCCUAGGAGUGUCAAGCACAUAUUUUAGAGCAGCUUUGAAGCACACGGCUAAAACUAGAAUUGGAGAACGAGAUCAACGGGUCAAGCCACCUAUUAAGGACCAAAAGAAGCCCCAAGGCGUCAGUUGUCUCAUACUAAUCAAAGAAGAACCACCAUAUACAACAUACAAAAUAAAGCCGAGCCAAAACCGAUAUGGAGAGAUCACUUCAGAACUGCAAGUUACCCAGAAAACAAGCCAUGGAGCUAAUAAAGAGAAAAUGGAACAAGAAGACGAACUGAAGGCUAAUCAAGUGGAGGAACAAGAAGAUAUUCAACAAAUCAACUUCAAAGGAGUUCAAGAGGAUGAUUUCACCAAGGAUUUCAAGCUACACGGACCAGAACCAUACAAGGCCACAACUCACGCUUAG
Messenger RNA from Arabis nemorensis, 1086 nucleotides. NCBI's taxonomy places the organism in Eukaryota, Viridiplantae, Streptophyta, Magnoliopsida, Brassicales, Brassicaceae. The record is from the annotation of a GenBank genome assembly.